AAAAGUUGAUUGCAUAUCAACGGGAAUUUCAUGCUUUGAAGGAACGUCUUCGUAUAGCUGAGCAUCGAACUCUGCAACGCUCUUCUGAGCUGAACGCUAUCUUGGAACAGUUCAGGCGUGCAGUAGCAGAAACAAAUGGGAGUAAGAAUUCAAUGAAUAAUUUUUCAGAUGAGACACUGAAAUUGUUAAAAGAGCUAACAAGUAGAAAAUCUCUUCAAGUGCCAAAUAUCUAUUACCAUUUGCCUCAUUUGUUGAAAAAUGAAGGAAGCCUUCAACCUUCUGUGCAGGUUGGCCUUGGAAGGACAGGAGUUUCCAUUGUAAUGGGAAUACCUACAGUGAAAAGAAAAGUCAAGUCUUACCUUACAGAAACUCUCCACUCCCUUAUUGAUAAGCUGUCCCCUGAAGAAAAACUGGAUUGUGUUAUGGUUGUCUUUAUAGGAGAGACUGAUCUUGAUUAUGUUAACAGUGUUGUUGCAAGCCUGGAAAAAGAGUUUUCUACAGAGAUCAAUUCUGGCUUGGUGGAAGUAAUAGCCCCUCCUGCAACUUACUAUCCUGACCUGACAAACUUGAAAGAGACAUUUGGAGACUCAAAAGAGAGAGUGAGAUGGAGAACAAAACAAAACUUGGAUUAUUGUUUUCUUAUGAUGUAUGCCCAGAAAAAGGGGGUUUACUACAUUCAGCUUGAAGAUGACAUCGUUGUCAAGCAGAAUUAUUUCAGCACAAUAAAAAAUUUUGCACUUCAGCUCGCUUCCGAAGAUUGGAUGAUUCUAGAAUUUUCUCAGCUGGGUUUCAUUGGUAAAAUGUUCCAGUCUCCAGAUAUCACUCUUAUUGUAGAGUUCAUAUUUAUGUUUUAUAAGGAGAAACCUAUUGAUUGGCUCCUGGAUCAUAUCCUCUGGGUGAAAGUGUGUAAUCCUGAGAAAGAUGCUAAACAUUGUGACCGACAGAAAUCUAACCUACGGAUACGCUUCAGGCCUUCUCUUUUCCAGCAUGUUGGCCUCCACUCCUCUCUAGCAGGGAAGAUCCAGAAACUCACAGAUAAAGACUUCCUGAAACCAUUAUUGCAUAAAAUCCACGUGAACCCACCUGCAGAGGUUUCGACAUCUUUAAAAGUCUACCAAGGGCAUACGUUGGAAAAAACCUACGUAGGGGAAGAUUUUUUCUGGGCUGUCACGCCAGUUGCUGGGGAUUAUAUUCUAUUUAAAUUUGACAAGCCAGUCAAUGUAGAAAGGUAUUUGUUUCAUAGUGGCAAUCCAGAGCAUCCAGGAGACAUACUUCUAAACACAACUGUGGAAGUUUUGCCUUUUCAGAAUGAAGAGCUGGUAUUAAGCAAAGAAACCAAAGACAAACGCUUAGAGGAUGGUUACUUCAGGAUAGGGAAAUUUGAAAAUGGUGUAGCUGAAGGAACAGUUGACCCCAGCCUAAACCCUAUUUCAUCAUUCCGGCUUUCAGUGAUACAAAAUUCAGCAGUUUGGGCAAUUCUGAAUGAGAUUCAUAUUAAAAAGAUUACAAACUGAUCAUGGAAAUUUGCUUUAGAGGAAAAAGAAAGAAUCCUUGAAAAUUUUUCCUAUACAAUCUGACAUCCUUAGCGAGUCACGAGUUGAAAAUAACUGAGCAUGCACCUUACUCCAAAUUUCUUUCAUUUUCACUUGAACUCUACCUCUUGUGAAAUCUACUGUAGAUGAGAAGAUUGUAUUUACCCCUUCUUAUCUGAUCCAUCCAGAAACUGAUGCUCCACACUGAUAACGUUCGUCUGAGGCCCGAGCUGUCCUCCACUUCAAUGUGACUUUACCAUCUGAUGGUUACAGAACCCUGCUACGCUUAACCUGUACUAUUUUGAUAGUAUAGUAAUAUAGAGAAGUUGUACAUAUUGUUACAUUCCUUGAAGAAGAAAAAAAAUAUAAUUAUUGUUAAAUAUGUUUUAUGAGGGGGUGCUUUCGGAGUUCCAUUUAUUUUCUAUAACAAGAACCCUCUUUUAUAGACUGUCAGGGAUAUAUAUUAAAAAUGUUAGGGAAUAUUUAAUUUAUUAAAAUAAUUUGAAAAGUACAUAUUUUUAUGCAGUAAAAUUUUAAAUUGAUAUAGUUUUUUUUAUGAAUUCUCUAGUUUUAAGUUAUCUUUCUACAUUUUUCUUUGGAGAUGCAAACAUAAAUUAAUACCAUAUUUCAAAUAUACUGCCAUGUUUAAAAAACCCUAGAUUAAGUUUCUAAAUUACAUAGUUUUGUACACAGAAUCUGAAUGAUGUUCAGAGGCAUUAACAGAGUUCUGAAGAGCAUUAUUCUUUGGGGCUAUGAAAUUCCACUAUGUACAGUUUGUAGCCACGUAAAAAGCAUGCUGAAAUGUCUCGUUUCCUAUUAUGUACUAAAUCUGCAGUGAUUUUAGAUUGAAUCCAUUGCAUUUUAGAAGAAUUUUUUCAAUUCCAAACAGUUCUUUCUAAAAAUCUUUGUAGACAUUUCCUAGCCUGGACAAAUUCAUUUUCUGUACUGAAAAAAAAAAAUCAUUCUCCAGCUUUGCUUUGGAGUGACAGAGGUUACCUUUUAUCGAAAGAAUUAAUAGUAAUUAGAUACAUUUGACCUACAGAGGUCUCCUUUUACAAAGUUCUGUUAUUGCAGUGUUUAUUUUAGAUACAUUAGAGUGAGCAAUUACGGGUUUUAUUUAUUUUCUUCCAUUGUUCAAGACCAACAUUUCCGUUUGACUCCUUUUUUCACCAGUGUCAUAACUCGCACUAACUUUUAUUAGGAACUGAAUUUGGCCUCAAGUUAGUACCCGGCCUUUUCGUUUGAAGGGAAACAACAGUGAUCUCAAAUUCGGGCUAAAUCCAGAGCGGGAUUGUUGCAGUACUAAUGCUGCCACUGCUCUUAAGAAUCCUUUUGGUUAGGUGCUUAUGUGUAAGGGAGGACACAGGCACGGGAAGAUUUAAGUUACCCCGUCAGAAAAGGUCGGGAAGAAGAGAGGCAGAAAUUCCUCUCUCUAAUAGGAAUGAAGUGCCUGAUUGACCCUGGAGGGAGGCGCCUACCCUGGCUUGGGGAUUCUCAGCUGUGCUGCGAACCGACCUCCUGGAACGGACACCUCAAAAGCUGGCCCAGUUUUCCCUGUGAAAAAAUCCCCUCCAUUAUCACCAACAUCUUUGUGGUCAGGGCACAGAUGUGCAAAACCUCUUGUAGGAUCCCUGAUCUACAGCGGGGAUCUUGACUUCGUAUCUCCAGUGUGGAAGUUCUACUGAUAGAUUUGGCCUCUUUGUCGUGACACAUUGAUAAGGAGCAGGAGCCUAAACCUGACUCUCCAGCACUGCAAGCUGAAAGCCACCACCACUGGGAUAUAGAGUCAACCUGUCUUGUCUUCUGCCUUGUUGGAAAAUUGUGUCCUAGCUUUGACAGUUCAGCAAAUUCAAGUUUAAGAGCUUAACUACUUCUCCAGACCGUAGUCCUUUUGUUUUAGCUGUGUUGCCUGAGGACACGGGGAAGUCAAGAUUUGUACACAGAGAGAAGACCUUCUGUUUAGACUGGCUGGUGUAAGUUGAAGAGAAGUGGGAAGCUGCCAAGCAGGCCUCCUUUACUUUUGUCUGAUUGCAUAUGGUGGUGUAAAUAAAGUGGUACUUGGAAAGCUCAUCUUGCCCAUAGAGACCGUGGGCAUAAGCUAAGCACUGGCCUCAAAAAUGGAGUUUACUCUUGGAUUUAGGAACAUGGUUGAAUAAGCUCAGAACCCCAUGUGACUCUCUCCUGUUGUGGUGCCACAGCCUGGUUCAUUACAUGUACAAUGCUGUGCCAUCAAAUUAUUGCCGUGCACACGUUAGCUAGCAAAGGUCUAAGAAAGUAUCUUAGUUUUUUUUUUCUUCUCAGCUGUGCCUGUGAACGAAUGAUGCAAGUAAUUUGAACUAUAGCUGUUUAUUACAAUUUAGAUUGCGGAAGUAUGUUAGAUGUUGCAGUUUCUUAACAGAAGUAGUUUUGCUGACGGUGACUUUCAUUUUUUUUCCAUGAGUUCAAAAGUUUACUUAUUAAGCAAGCAGCAUGCUUAUUCUCAGAGCAUCGCUGUUCCCGAGGUUUCACAGUGGUUAAGAUGAAUCAUUGCUAAUAUAUCUAAAUAUACAGAACCCUUACCACCUUGGUUGCAGGACUCUGGUGUUACCGGUAUAUUUAGUUUUCAGAAACAUUGGUAUGAAAUUUAUCAAAGACAACAAAUUAACUAGUGCUUGGUAAAAUAUGUGAGGGUUUUUCUAAAGAUUGUUGCAUUUUUAUUACAUUGUACUAGCAGGAGUUGGAAACACUCUGGGCUGCUUUAAUACUUUAAAUGUUCCUGAGCUUAUAUGCUCUCUAAAUAAAUGUGCCACAUUAACACAAAUUACGUUUUGUAGUUUCAGGUAAAUUCAGACCUGGUGUAAUCAGGCAGAACUGCAAAUUUGCUUGGAAAUUUUGCUGAGAUACAGAAAAAGCAGCAAAAAUAUUUUCUAUCUAAUUCUCUCUGCAGAGAACUAUUUUGGGCUUUCUACCUUUCAAAUUCCAAUCCCCAAGUCAGGCUAACGCAGUGCAAGCCUCCUUUCCUGGAAUUAUGGUGAAAUAAGACUGCUUCAGCUGUUUGGCUCAAGAGUUGUUAGUUCGGGCACUGUUUGUGACUGGGUAUGCUGCAGGCUUGUGUCUUUUACACGUCUCAGCUGUAAGUUACCACAAGAAUUCCUCCCGGUAUCUUAAACCUAUUACCUGAUUUUUGGGAUUUUUUUCCUACAUUUAUUUUAUUUCAAGCCAUUUUUGUUGUGGCCUUAAAAAUCCCCUCUAGGCCACUGGAUCUUAUAGUAAUCAAAUAAUGGAAAGUGUUUCAAAAGAAACUGCAUUGUUCUAUGAUCCUAUUAGCUCCUUCUGAUGCUGUUAAAGCUUCAGAAAAGAGAAACCAAAGGCAUUGCCAGAAACCUUCAUUAUCUGGGCAAAUUAAUUCUUAACUUAUACUGGAUGCCAAAUGGAUCAGCUGAUACGAGCACUGGCUUUCCUGAGCUGAUCAGGAUUGCUCUGGACCAACCAGACUGUCAGUAUAACCUCGCUUUGCUCGUUCGGCGGAUAGUCCUACUGAAAACUCUGUAAAUAAUGUGAACAGGAUGUCAUCCCAAAUUAGCACUUUUUAAUUUUUCUAAUUAAAGAGUGUUUCUAAAGCACUGUAUAAGGCUUUGCGCUUUUGCAGGCAUCUCAACCACUUAUUUGCAUUGAUAGAAAAUAUUCAUGUAGGUAAGUUUGGGUUUUCUUGACUGAAGGAUGGCUUAGAAAGAUUCUAACAGAGGAACAGAUGAUUCAUGGACCAAUAAAAGACUGGACUCUUCUGUUGUAUCGCUGCUUGCUGAGCGCUUUCAAAAGCAGUUUUAAAAUCCCUUGAGUCAGUUUAGAGCAAAGCAAUUCAUACUUUGCCCAUGUGAUUUACGGUUCCUUGAAUGGGCUGGAGUGUGAUUCCUCUUUGGCAAAAUUGAACAACUGUGUAACAUUUUUCCUUCCUUCAUUUUUUUCCCAAGUAUAUUAUCAUUUCAGUAAUCUCUGUUUUUUGUUGGAAAUAUUUGCUCUAGAUUGAAGUAUUGUAGUAAUUUGUAGUUUGCUUCCAAUGGAAAAUAUUAUUUUAGUCUUGUGGGGGAGAAAAAGAAUGAAAUCUCUUCAAACCUUGCUCCCCUGACAUAAAUUAACCCUAGGUUCUGUAGUUGUUCUUACUAGGAAGGAUGUAUUCUGAAAAAGCUAAAGCAAGUAACUGUAGGAGAAAGGGGGGGGAACCCCUUAUGUUUUUAAAUCAUCUUUACAAUCACCAGCAUAAUGCUGAAAGGCUGUUAAACCACUGGUGUUUUCAGGCUAGCAUUGACCACUGACGUAAAAUACACACCCCGCACAGACUGGAGGAAUUGGUCUUUGAAAGCGUCGCUUUUCCGACCUUGGGGGUCUCAAGGGUUUUGCUGCUGUCUGCUGUAAGCAGUGAGCAGCUAGAACGUAAGGUGGCUUAGUGCUGAGACCAAUGAAGCCUUCUUUCAAGGGGACAAACUUUGAUAACUCUAAAGGGAAGGUACAUGGCCCCAAGUCCUUCACCGAUUUCGAUGGUAUCGCAGCAAAGGCACUGAGUAGGAAGUAUUUUUACUGUUGAACCAACGUGGGUGAUGGCUGGUGCUGGGAUUCCUGUUAGGGAGAAGUCGUACAGCUGGGCUGGGCUGCCCGCAGGACGGGAGCUCGUGCUGUUGGGCCUGGCUGGAAUCCUUUGCCUUCUGCGGAUCAGCGGUGCAGGGCUUUCCUUGCUAAUGGGAACGUUGCUCAGUGCCUGCUGAGAGGGGAACACUAUUCUCUUCCAGCCUUAACAGCGGCUGAAACGCACAGUACUGUAAGAUGCACUGCCAGCAUAUUUGGUAUUUUAAGAUAAAUACAGUUUUUCCUUAGAGAUCAAAUUCUAGUAUUGAAAUACUGUAACCAGUUUACUCUUGUGUUGUUUUGGAAGCUGAACCCUAGUGCUCCCGUUUCAUACUGAGCACCCUGCUCUGGAGAGCUGUUGUCUUCAUUUUCCAGAAGGUACCGUUUGUGACGGUCGGUUUAUGCUCCUGCCUUGUGGACUCUGCAGCUGUAGGCGUUGCGGUGAGCCCACCACUCUUGCAGUCCAACUAACCUUGUGCUUCCCUGCCAUGGUCAUCGUCUGUAAGGCCACUCGUCAUGGUGGCUGCAGUAAUACCCACUGGACUGCUAGAGAUUGGGUUUAAAAACUUGCUGCUAUAGUUGGAAACCGGAUAUGGGUCAUGCUAAUUGUGCCUUUCAUCACUUAUUUCUGUGUGCCAGAGUUGUCCGUGUAUAGCUGAAACAGUCAAUAAAAUAAACUUCUUCUCCAGCUCUUUCAUGAAAGGAGGGGACAGUUCUGUAUCUAGAGACAGUUGUUGCUUUACUGCUGCAACACUAUUAAGAUCCCUACUUUCACACAGUCCCAAGGCAAGGUAUUCCAGUAUUAUUCUUAAAUAAAACUGCUUUUCCGUGUCACUUAACACCCUCAUAAUAUAGAGCUUAUGCCCGUACAUGCAAAAUAUCUGCAGUAAGAGUUACG
Molecule: messenger RNA, 7029 nt
Organism: Egretta garzetta (little egret)
Lineage: Eukaryota; Metazoa; Chordata; Aves; Pelecaniformes; Ardeidae
Gene: MGAT4A
Product: alpha-1,3-mannosyl-glycoprotein 4-beta-N-acetylglucosaminyltransferase A
Exons: 14
Biological process (GO): protein N-linked glycosylation
Cellular component (GO): Golgi stack; endoplasmic reticulum-Golgi intermediate compartment; endoplasmic reticulum
Molecular function (GO): acetylglucosaminyltransferase activity
Source: RefSeq, a predicted model, not a curated record